AUGGAAACAAAAACAUCUGAUAAUUGUGAGUCAUCAACAAGAGUUCGAAGAAAAAUUAGUUUAUCCUAUUUAAAGAAAAGCCUAGUCAAUAGAAAAAAAUCACCUCAAUUAACAUCAAAUAAUAAAACUUUUUGCUGUGAUCAAAAUGAAAGUUCCUCCUGUAAUUGCAACAAUAACCGUGUUGGUCUUUUACAAUCUUUGCGUAAACAGAUUCGAGAUAAUUGGAAUAUAUUUCGAUCUAAACAAAAAAUACAAGUUACAAAUAGUAAUCAAUAUGAUUCGUCAGUUGGUUGGGGUGGAAAUGAUUUAGAACAACAAGAAUCUUGCCUAACACCAACCUUGCCUGAAAUUCCACCUCGAUUGCCUGAAAUGGAUUCAAAUUACGCUGAUUAUCGAUUAGUACCAUCAUCAACUGAAGAAAAUAAUUCAUCACAAAACUCUUUAGAUGGUGACGUAAUAACGUCAUGUUUUCUAGAUUAUCGAGGCAACUUAACACAGGAGGGUUUGACAAAUAAACUAUUUAAUUUAGCACGUUGGGGCUGGUAUUGGGGUCCGUUGUCACCACAUGAAGCUGAAGAUAAGUUACGGGAACAACCGGAGGGUACAUUUUUAAUACGCGAUUCAUCAGCUGAUCAUUAUUUAUUAAGCGUAUCUUUUCGUAGUUGUGGUAAAACAUUACAUAGUCGAAUUGAACACAAUUCAGGAUUAUUUAGUUUCUACGAUCAUGAAGGAUUCUCAAGUAUUGAAGAAUUAAUAAGUCAUUCCAUUACGUCAUCGCAAUCAUCUGUAUUUUGUUAUUCACGGCCUCGAUCCCCAACACAACCUGCAUUUCCAGUGCGAUUAACAAAACCAUUAUCACGAUUCACUCAAGUAAAAUCAUUACAAUAUUUAUGUCGAUUUGUGAUUCGUCAAUGUACUGGCUUGGAUAAUAUCAAUAAAUUACCAAUUCCGCCAACAUUGCAACAUUAUUUGCUGGAAGCUUAUUUUUAAAAUAUAUCUCAAAACAUUCCCAAUAAAUUUGGGAUAAUUUUUAAAUAACACGUUUGUAAAAAAAGCUAGAACAUUAUUAAACGUCCUAAUUUGUUCACGAGUUUCAUAACAAAAGUAUCUAUGUAUUUUUUUAAUGUUUUGAAAUUUACAUUUUAUCCAGUCAAAUUAGUCCGUAAAAUAUAAGUAAGGUUACAAAAAUUCCCAUAGAGCUAAAAAUUGGUAUAAAUGUUCA
This is a messenger RNA of Chrysoperla carnea, 1222 nucleotides long. RefSeq names its product suppressor of cytokine signaling 6 (gene Socs44A). Gene Ontology annotation, biological process: intracellular signal transduction; phosphatidylinositol phosphate biosynthetic process. NCBI's taxonomy places the organism in Eukaryota, Metazoa, Arthropoda, Insecta, Neuroptera, Chrysopidae. The transcript has a single exon. Gene Ontology annotation, cellular component: phosphatidylinositol 3-kinase complex. Bases 1 to 990 code for a protein of 329 amino acids. Gene Ontology annotation, molecular function: 1-phosphatidylinositol-3-kinase regulator activity. The record is from RefSeq and is a predicted model, not a curated record.